Messenger RNA from Mobula hypostoma (lesser devil ray), 2442 nucleotides. RefSeq names its product methyl-CpG-binding domain protein 3-like. Bases 342 to 1814 code for a protein of 490 amino acids. Lineage: Eukaryota; Metazoa; Chordata; Chondrichthyes; Myliobatiformes; Myliobatidae. Gene Ontology annotation, cellular component: nucleus. The record is from RefSeq and is a predicted model, not a curated record. Gene Ontology annotation, biological process: DNA methylation-dependent constitutive heterochromatin formation; negative regulation of transcription by RNA polymerase II. The transcript has 7 exons. Gene Ontology annotation, molecular function: methyl-CpG binding.
GCCGGCUCCGCUGGGUGGGACGGCCGUAUGGUGGAGCUGACUCUGGCAAAGGGGAGGGUCCCUGCGCGGAGCGGCGAGAGUAGAGACGGAGGGUCCCAGCGCGGAGCGGCGGGAGUAGAGACGGAGGGUCCCAGCGUAGAGCGGCGAGAGUAGAGACGGAGGGUCCGUGCGCGGAGAGACGAGAGAAGAUAGGGUGUCCCAGCGCAUAGAGACGGGGGAAGAUACAGUGUCCCUGCGCGGAGAGAACGGGGGAAGAUCGGGUGUCCCAGCGCCGAGAGACGGGGGAAGACAGGGUGUCCCAGCGUGGAGCGAUAGGAGACAGAGUCCCAGCGUGGAGCUGGAUGAGACGGAGGGGACGGCCUAGACGCGGAGGGGGUAGAGGGGGAGGGCUGUGGGGUAGAGGGGGAGGGCCCCAGCGCGGAGUGGGUAGUGGAGUAGGGCCCCAGCGCGGAGUGGGUAGAGGAUUUUGGCCCCAGCGCUGUGCGGGCAGAGAGAGAGGGCUCCAGCGUGGAGCCGGUAGAUGGGGAAGGUUCCAUCGCGGAGUGGGUAGAGGGGAAGAGGCCCAGCGGGGAGCGGGUGCGGAGGGAGCGACCCUGCGCGCGGAGGGAGCGCCCCAGCGCGCAGAGGUUGCGGAGGGAGCGCCCCAGCGCGCAGAGGUUGCGGAGGGAGCGUCCCAGCGCGCAGAGGUUGCGGAGGGAGCGUCCCAGCGCGCAGAGGUUGCGGAGGGAGCGUCCCAGCGCGCAGAGGCUGCGGAGGGAGCGUCCCAGCGCGCAGAGGUUGCGGAGGGAGCGUCCCAGCGCCCAGAGGCUGCGGAGGGAGCGUCCCAGCGUGCAGAGGCUGCGGAGGGAGCGACCAAGCGCGGAGCUGGUGAGGAGAAGGGGUCCCAGCGCAGAGCAGCAGCAGCAGAAGGAGGGGCCCGGCUCGGUCGGCUCGCCCCGACAGCUCAGCCCCGCUGUCAGCUGAAGAUCGAGCGGCCUCCGUUGAUCUCUGAGACCAGCCCCGCCAUGGAGAGGAAGAGGACCAUCUGCCCGUGCCUGCCUCCCGGCUGGAAGAAAGAGGAGGUGAUCCGGAAAUCGGGGCUCAGCGCCGGCAAGAGCGAUGUUUAUUACUACAGCCCAAGUGGGAAGAAGUUCAGGAGUAAACCUCAGCUGGCUCGAUAUCUGGGAAACAGUAUCGACCUCAGCAGCUUUGACUUCCGGACUGGGAAGAUGAUGCCCAAUAAACUACAGAGGAAUAAACAGCGUCUCCGGAAUGAAGUAAUCAAUCAAGCAAAGGGGAAGUUGGAUUUGAACACAUCCCUGCCAAUAAGACAGACGGCAUCCAUUUUCAAACAGCCAGUAACUAAAGUUACAGAUCAUCCAAACAACAAAGUUAAAACAGAGAUGCAGAAAGUAAUAGAGCAACCACGUCAACUUUUCUGGGAGAAAAGACUCCAAGGAUUGAGUGCAUGUGACAUUGCUGAACAAAUCAUUAAGUCGGUAGAACUUCCCAAAGGAUUGCAAGGUAUUGGUCCUGGCAACACAAAUGAAGCAUUAUUGUCUGCAAUAGCAAGUGCCUUACACACCAGUUCCGGACCCAUUACAGGACAACCAUCUACAGCAGUAGAGAAAAACCCAGCAGUCUGGCUUAACGUUUACCAGCCAAUGUGUCGAGCAUUUGUCGUCACUGAUAAGGAUAUCAGGAAACAAGAAGAACGGGUACAGCAAGUGCGGAAAAGGCUCGAAGAGGCUCUAAUGGCGGACGAGUUGGCACGAGCAGAAGAAGUCACAGAAGAAGGACGUGUCGGACACGAGCAACAUGAUGCACAAAUGUAAUAACAUUCCAUUCGCACUCAAAAACCUCAAGCCUGUUUAAUUCACGGCUAUGUGCAAGCACAUAGGAUUGAAAGAUAUUAGUGCAACUUUGGCAAGACAUUAAAAGCACCAAUGUACUACUUGGAUCUUUUAUUAUAUUUUUAAAAGGGUGGAAAUGGACAGGUUUAUGUAACCACUUCAUCGUUGACUUCACUGAAUUAUGCAGACAAUUACAGCCCCAACCUCUUUCACUUCAGCCAUCAUGCUGGGCAGGGAGGAAACCUCUCCCUUUUGUACAUUGGAUUCGGGAAGGAUUAUGCCUGGACCUCAAUUUCUUACAGUAUUUUGAAGCCUUCUACAAACCAUGAAUGACUAAAGAGUCCAGUUCUAAUUUUUAUAUACAGGAAUUGAUAUCAUUGAUUUCAAUUGUGGGCCAGCUGAAGCAGAGUAAGCAGAAUGAAUCACUUGUAAUGAAGAAACAUUGGAGCUUGAAUACACUUGCACCAUUCACUUUCUGAAUUACAUUUUUUCUUUCAUCCCCUCCCUGGUCUCAUAAAGUUAAACCCCGCAAACAUCAGUACUAACUUGCCCACCCCUCAACCCCAUACCUAUCCCUAAACAUCCAACCACUACCAUUAUUAGGUAGCCC